Molecule: messenger RNA, 2427 nt
Organism: Auxenochlorella protothecoides
Lineage: Eukaryota; Viridiplantae; Chlorophyta; Trebouxiophyceae; Chlorellales; Chlorellaceae
Product: 116 kDa U5 small nuclear ribonucleoprotein component
Exons: 10
Coding region: 1-2427 (808 amino acids)
Biological process (GO): mRNA splicing, via spliceosome
Cellular component (GO): cytosol; U2-type catalytic step 2 spliceosome; U4/U6 x U5 tri-snRNP complex
Molecular function (GO): translation elongation factor activity; GTPase activity; U5 snRNA binding
Source: RefSeq, a predicted model, not a curated record
AUGGACGAGUCGCUCUACGACGAGUUUGGCAACUACGUGGGCCCCGAGCUGUCCGGCAGCGAGGCGAGCAGGGGCCUGCUGGCCACGCCGGAGCUGUGUCGGAACGUGACGCUGGCGGGGCACAUCCACGCUGGCAAGACGCUGCUGAUGGACAUGCUGGUGGAGCAGACGCACGUGGUGCCCGACGCGGCGGCGCUGGCCGACGCGCCGAUGCGGUACACCGACACGCGCGCCGACGAGCAGCGGCGCGGCAUCUCCAUCAAGGCCGCGCCGGUGAGCCUGGUGGUGCAGGGCCUGAGCGGGAAGUCCUACGUGGCCAGCAUCCUGGACGCGCCCGGCCACCUCGACUUUGGCGACGAGCUGUCGGUCUCGCUGCGCCUGUCGGACGGCAUGCUGCUGGCGGUGGACCGCCUGAUCACUGAGCUGAAGCUGCCCCCCGCAGACGCCUACCACAAGCUGCGCCACGUCGUGGAGGAGGUGAACGCGCUGGUCCGCGCGCACUACCCCGCCGAGGGCGCCGCGGACCGCGUCCUGGACCCACGCCGCGGCAACGUUGCCUUUGCCGCGCCGCUCUACGGCUGGUCCUUCACCCUGGAGUCCUUUGCCGUGCUGCAGUCCGAGUUCGUGCUGGAGCCGCUGUACAAGAUCUACGCCACCGUGCUGGGCGAGGACGACGCGGCGGUGAGGGAGCUGAUGGCGGAGCUGGGCGUGGCCCUGCGCCCCGCCGCCUACGGCGCCAACGUCCGCCCGCUCUUGAAAGAGGCCUGCACCGCGGUGUUCGGCUCCGCGGCGGGGCUGGUCGAAGUGCUGGUGCGCAGCCUGCCCUCCGCACGCGCCGGCACGGCCACCAAGGUCGCGCGGUGGUACACGGGGCCCCAGGACUCGGAGGCUGCGGGCCACAUGCGCGCCUGCAACCCGCGCGGGCCUCUGGCCGUCUACGUCACCAAGCUGUUCCCCACCGCCGAUGCCACCGCCUUUGACCUCUUCGGUCGGGUCCUGAGCGGCACCGUCAAGCCGGGGGACAAGGUGCGGGUGCUGGGCGAGGCGUACACGCCCGAGGACGAGGAGGACGCCGCCACGGCCACGGUGACGGGAGUGUGGGCGGCCCAGGGUCGUGCCCGCCAGCCCCUGGCCCGCGCCGUGGCUGGGAACUGGGUGCUGCUGGGGGGGCUGGACGCCACGGUGGCCAAGACCGCCACCCUGGUCCCGGAGUUUGGCGCCGAGGAGGCGUACAUCUUCGCACCACUGACUUUUGGCGCCCAGGCCGUGGUGAAAAUUGCCACUGAGCCGCUGAACCCCUCCGAGCUCCCAAAGAUGGUGGAGGGCCUCAGGAAGCUGAACAAGAGCUACCCGAUGCUGGUUACCAAGGUGGAGGAGAGCGGGGAGCACACCAUCUUCGGGACGGGGGAGCUCUACCUGGACUCCGUCAUGAAGGACCUGCGGGAGAUGUACGCAGAGGUGGAGGUGAAGGUUGCGGACCCGGUGGUGGCCUUCUGCGAGACCGUGGUGGAGACCUCCUCCCUCAAGUGCUUCGCGGAGACGCCAAACAAGAAGAACAAGAUCACAAUGAUCGCUGAGCCAUUGGAGAAGGGUCUGGCGGAGGACAUCGAGCGGGGCGCCGUCUCCAUGGACUGGACGCGCAAGGAGAUCAGCACCUUUUUCCAGUCGAAAUACGACUGGGACAUCCUGGCUGCACGCUCCAUCUGGGCCUUUGGACCAGACAAAUCGGGCCCCAACAUCCUGAUGGAUGACACGCUACCCUCGGAAGUGGACAAGACCCUGCUGAACGCAGUGCGAGAAAGCAUUGUCCAGGGCUUCCAGUGGGGGGCGCGGGAGGGCCCGCUGUGCGACGAGCCGCUGCGCAACUGCAAGUUCAAGAUCAUGGACGCGGUGGUGGCGCCCGAGCCGCUACACCGCGGCGGCGGCCAGGUCAUCCCCACCGCGCGCCGCGCCUGCUACUCCGCCUUCCUCAUGGCCACGCCGCGCCUGAUGGAGCCAGUGUACGCGGUGGAGAUCCAGACCCCCGCAGACUGCAUCGCUGCCAUCUACAACGUGCUGGCCAAGCGGCGGGGCCACGUGACCGCCGACGUGCCGCGCCCCGGCACGCCCGUCUUCCUGGUCCGCGCCUUCCUCCCGGUCAUAGAGUCCUUUGGGUUCGAGACCGACCUGCGCUACCACACCCAGGGCCAGGCCUUCUGCCUCUCCGCCUUCGACCACUGGCAGAUCGUUCCCGGCGACCCCCUGGACCGUAGCGUGGUGCUGCGCCCGCUGGAGCCGGCGCCAGUGCAGGCCCUGGCACGCGACUUCAUGGUGAAAACGCGGCGGCGCAAGGGCAUGAGCGACGACGUGUCGGUGAACAAGUACUUUGACGAUCCCAUGCUCCUCGAGCUGGCCAGGCAGGACGCGGAGCUGAACGCCAUGUUCUGA